This is a messenger RNA of Astyanax mexicanus (Mexican tetra), 3885 nucleotides long. RefSeq names its product deoxyribonuclease II, lysosomal (gene dnase2). Bases 157 to 1263 code for a protein of 368 amino acids. The transcript is spliced from 7 exons. Gene Ontology annotation, molecular function: deoxyribonuclease II activity. The record is from RefSeq and is a predicted model, not a curated record. Gene Ontology annotation, biological process: apoptotic DNA fragmentation. NCBI's taxonomy places the organism in Eukaryota, Metazoa, Chordata, Actinopteri, Characiformes, Acestrorhamphidae.
ACGCCUCUCUGAGUGGAAAUGAAACAACCGGAGGGAGAGAGGAGCGGAGUUUCGGGGGAAGUUCAUGGUUACAGUGUUUCAUUUGUUUAUUAAAGCUGCUGAUUCUGCUACAUCUAACUUUCAGUGGAAGGCAGCUGCCGCCCGAACUCGCCGAGCAUGUUCCUGUCCAUCCUGCUCCUCCUGCUUCAGCCAGCAGAGGGCGCUAACUCCACACUGUCCUGCUAUGAUGAUCAAGGCAACACUGUUGACUGGUUCUACCUUUACAAACUCCCCCGUCCACAUGAAGCUCCCCGAGAGGAGGGUCUGAAGUACCUUCUGCUGGAGGAGAAGAGUGAAGGAUGGGUGGAUGGCAGCGUGUUUGUGGAAGACACUUCAGGGGCUCUGGGACGGACUGUUGGGCCACUCUAUGAGGAAGGUGAACUUGGGUACAUCCUGUACAAUGAUCAGCCUCCAGAAAAAGACCGUUUGGAAAAUGCACACAGGAGUGCAGGACACACCAAAGGUGUGGUCCUGUUUGAUGAUAAGCAGGGUUUCUGGCUGGUUCAUAGCACUCCACACUUUCCACCUCUCAAAACAGAAGGAAAAUUCUCCUACCCUGAGUCUGGGACCCAGAAUGGACAAAACUUUAUCUGUGUCACCUACCCUCUGGACCGCUUCGAGACUAUAGGUGAGCAGCUGAAAAUUAACCAGCCGCACGUCUACGACUGUCACAUCCCCGAGCCCCUGGCCUCCUCAGUGCCCUCCAUGGUUAAUCUGUGUAAAGAGAACCAACACAGGCGGAACAGCUCCAAUGCCCCACCCCCUUCCUACUCCUCAGCCAAUCGGAGCGUCUCCCUCCUCUCGCUGGGCGGGAAGGAGUUCAUCAGCUUUGCUAAAGGAGCUGCUUUUGAUAAUGACCUGUAUCACUCGUGGGUGGCUCCGGCGCUGCAGGCGGACCUGCUGGUUCAGUUUUGGCGUCGCUCCACCGGCAUCCUGGAGUCCGACUGCGACCCCUCCUACAAAGUCCUGAACAUUCAGCUGCUCUCCCCGGGCCAGAAGCUCACCUUCAAGUCCACGGAGGACCACUCGAAGUGGGCGGCGAGCGUGUCCGGAGACUGGGUGUGUGUGGGGGACAUUAACAGGAACGAGGCGGAGGAGAAGAGGGGCGGGGGAACGGUGUGCCAUAAGAACGCCGUGGUGUGGAAGGCGUAUCGGGCCACGGCGCUGCAGUGUGACUCUUGCAGCGGGGCGGUGGAGCAGUGUGAGACAGCCCUGCUGUAUUAACCAAUUAGGCCAGAAAUAAAGUCAAUCAAGUACAGUUAUAACCCUGUUAAUGCAGCGACAAUAACCUAGUUAUAACAUGGUUAACGCAGAGGAAAUAACCUAGUAAUAACAUGGUUAAUGCAGAAGCAAUAUUCUAGUUAUAACAGGGUUAAUGCAGAGGCAAUAAUGUAGUUAUAACAUGGUUAAUGCAGAGGUAAUAACCUAGUUAUAAGAGGGUUAAUGCAGAGGCAAUAAUCUAGUUAUAACACAGUUAAUGCAGAGGCAAAAUCCUAGUUAUAACAGGGUUAAUGCCUAUACAAUAACCUAGUUAUAACACGGUUAAUGCAGUUCAUCAUGUUCAUCAGUAGUUAUAAUACGUUUAAUGCAAGUACAGUUAUAACCCUGUUAAUGCAGAGGCAAUAAUCUAGUUAUAACACGGUCAAUGCCCAGACAAUAACCUAGUUAUAACAGGGUUACUGCAGAGGCAAUAAUCUAGUUAUAACAUGGUUAAUGCUAAGGCAAUAACUUAGUUAUAACAUGGUUAAUGAAUAACACAGUUAUAACCUGAUCAGUGUAGAGAUGAAUUAUCCCAGUUUUAAUCUAUUUUGCACAGGUGCAAAAACCCAUCCAUAACGAGCCAAGGCUAAUGCCAUAACCCAUACAGGUGCAUUGACCUAGUUAUAUCCCAUCCAGUUAUAAACUAGUUAAUUGUGUUGCAAAAACCUAGUUAUAGCCUAGUUAAUUCAGUUACAAUAACCUAGUUAUUACCCAGUCAAUGCUGGUUUAAUAACCCAGUCAUUAUCUAGUCAAUGCUGGUUCAAUACACCAGUAAUAACCAGUCCUUGCAAGUUUAGUAAAACUAUUCAGGAAUCAGUUAAUACUCUUGCAAAUAGUUUAUUUUUUAAGGAUUCCAUAUAACACCCACUGGUUUUAUUGCAUAUUUAUUAUGCAAUUGUUAAAACACUGAUGAUAACAAAAUCCCAUUUUGCCUGCGUGGGUUAAAUUCUGGCUCUGUUGAGAGAUAGAUAGGUUUACUUUGCAUAUGUUUAAUAAUAAUAAUGAUAUAGCAGACAGUGUUGGGAAUCUGUUGUGGGAUCAGGUGGUUUAUGGGUACACUGGUUUAUAAGUCAGGUCUAAAUUCUGAAUAGUCCUUUUUGGGAUUUUUAAGCUUUAUGUUUUAUUGCACUUUUAGUCUCCUGCUGUUUCUGAGAUUGUAUUUUUUAAUCAUAAACCAUGUAUGUGUUUUAUGUUGAACACUGGAGAUUUAUAAAGACUUGAUUUCCAUAUAUUUGUUAGACAUUAUUUAAUGGCACUGUGUGUGUAAGUUUACGUAGAAUUGUGUGUAACUUGGUACAAGUAAUAAGGCUAAUUAAUGAGGUGAGAUUAAUAAGCUUUUAUACAGUGUUAUUCGGCUUGUUUGCACAGUAAACAUCCUCCACUCCUGUAUCAGAUGGUUGCUGGGUUUUUGAGGAUGGUAGCUCUGUGUAUCUGAGGAUUGUAGAGGCACUUUUUUUCUUUUUUCAUUAAACUCCAGUCAGAUGAAUGGAGAGACUGUCACUGAUCUUCCCCCAGGCUUGUGAGCUGCAUGCUUAUGACACAAUGGAAGCUUUUAAACUCGCAUUACAGUAUCUCUGUGGAAAUGAAUAGUCUUUCCACACUAGUGCACACCUUUUUGAUACUAUCCAAUCUUUCACCAUUUCAGUAUUCAAAACUGAACUGAUUUUUUUUCUCUAUAAUCUCUAUAAUAAGUCGUUUUCAGAACCCAGACAGCAGUAAUGAGUCCUCCUAUAAAAUAAUGCUAAUAAUGUGCUGGAUAAACUGAAGAAGGUGAAGACUAGCAUGUACUUCUUCUUCUCAGUCACAUCAAACCAGUUCAAUAUCUUUAAAAUCUUUAACAACAUCACUGGGCAACUAAAUUCUUAUUAUGCUUGGAGGAGAAUACUAAUACAAAUUCUGUUAUGUCUGUGAUCUGGAAAAUCUGCCCCAAUGUUAAGAGUCAGCACUUAGACAGUUGCGCCACCCAAAACCUGGGUAUAUUUUUUAUGAUUAAGCGCAAACUUGCGUUAACUUGUCAUUUUGUUCAUUUUGAAACAAUAAACAUUCUGAUACAAAUGUUCAUAAGUGUCCAUAUUUGUCCCCACAUAGUUUAUACACCAACUGGGGGUAUAAGAAAGUAAUCAAUAUAUCAAAAGAAUACAAUUUUUUGUUUUGCAAUACUGUAUUGAUUUUCAAAUACACUGUAUUGAAUUGUGAUUAUUUUACAUGUAAAGAUUUUGUGUUAUGUUUAAACUCCUCUAGACAGCAGUGUUGUAAUCUGUUGGUAGCUCCCGCUGUUCUGAUUGGAAAAAAUGUAUCUUUACUUUUAUUCAGAUUUUUUAUACAUAUGAUACUGUUUUUUUUAGUAUGCCUGUUUUCCUAAAUUUUAUUUUAUUAACUGCAAUAUAUCAUACACAUGGGAAGUAAGGUCAAACAAAUUAUCAUGGUAUAUAAAAAAAAUUAACAAUACUCUCUUUGCAGCAGCUUCUGGGUUAAACUGGACCAUAGUAGCUUCAUUUCUUCCCAGUAUCAGAGUAACAGAGCUGAGCUCUUGUGCUUUAAUGUGAUGGAAAUGUAAAUUGUUUAUAAUUAAAUGUGUGAACUGCA